AUGGCUCCCAAGGUCGCCAUUGUCUUCUACUCGAUGUACGGCCACAUCAAGCAGCUCGCCGAAGCCGAGAAGCGCGGCAUCGAAGCCGCCGGUGGGACCUGUACUUUCUACCAAAUCCCCGAAACCCUCUCCGAUGAUGUCCUGGCCAAGAUGCACGCCCCCCCGAAAUCCACCGACAUCGAAACCCUGCACGACCCAAGCACCCUCGAGCAAUACGACGCCUUCCUCUUCGGCAUCCCGACGCGCUACGGCAACUUCCCCGCGCAGUGGAAAGCCUUCUGGGACAAGACGGGCCACCAGUGGCAGACGGGCGGGUACUGGGGCAAGUACGCGGGCAUUUUCGUCUCGACGGCGACCCCCGGCGGCGGGCAGGAGAGCACGGUCAUCUCGGCCAUGAGCACGCUCGCCCACCACGGGAUCAUCUACGUGCCGCUCGGGUAUAAGACGACGUUUGCGCUGCUGGCGAACUUGGAUGAGGUCAGGGGUGGGAGUCCGUGGGGCGCAGGGACCUUUGCUGCCCCCGAUGGCUCGCGCCAGCCGACUAAGAACGAGCUCGAGCUUGCGGAGAAGCAGGGUCACGCUUUCUACACCGCCGUCUCGAAGGUCAACUUCGAGUGA
This is a messenger RNA of Coniosporium apollinis CBS 100218, 618 nucleotides long. RefSeq names its product minor allergen Alt a 7. The record is from RefSeq and is a predicted model, not a curated record. The transcript is spliced from 4 exons. Gene Ontology annotation, molecular function: FMN binding; NAD(P)H dehydrogenase (quinone) activity. Bases 1 to 618 code for a protein of 205 amino acids. Lineage: Eukaryota; Fungi; Ascomycota; Dothideomycetes.